Molecule: messenger RNA, 1464 nt
Organism: Saccharomyces mikatae IFO 1815
Lineage: Eukaryota; Fungi; Ascomycota; Saccharomycetes; Saccharomycetales; Saccharomycetaceae
Gene: POL31
Product: DNA-directed DNA polymerase delta subunit POL31
Exons: 1
Coding region: 1-1464 (487 amino acids)
Biological process (GO): DNA replication; DNA strand elongation involved in DNA replication
Cellular component (GO): delta DNA polymerase complex
Molecular function (GO): DNA binding
Source: RefSeq, a predicted model, not a curated record
AUGGAUGCAUUGUUAACAAAGUUUAAUGAGAAUAGGAAUUUACAAAAUGAAGAUCCGUCUCAACCGCUAAAAAGGAUAAAAAUUGUCGAUGAUAACCUUCACAACCGAUCGAACCCAUUCCAACUAAAUUAUAAAAAACGUGACUACGGCUCUCAAUACUACCACAUUUAUCAGUACCGCUUAAAGACCUUCAGAGUACGUGUUUUGAAAGAAUGUAAUAAGAGAUGGGAUGCGGGUUUCACCUUGAAUGGACAACUAGUCCUAAAGAAAGAUAAAGUGUUAGAUAUUCAAGGAAACCAACCAUGUUGGUGCGUGGGAUCUAUAUAUUGUGAAAUGAAGUACAAACCAAAUGUACUGGAUGAGGUAAUCAAUGACACUUAUGGUGCACCGGACUUAACAAAAAGUUAUACAGAUAAAGAGGGCGGUUCUGAUGAAAUUAUGCUAGAAGAUGAAAGUGGGAGAGUUCUUCUAGUGGGUGAUUUUAUCCGGUCCACACCUUUCAUUACGGGUGUCGUUGUGGGUAUACUAGGUAUGGAAGCUGAAGCCGGAACGUUCCAGGUUUUAGAUAUAUGUUAUCCUACUCCCUUACUACAGAAUCCUUUACCUCCGCAAAAUGUUACUUCCCAUUCCAAGGGAAAAAUUGCUCUUGUCUCUGGAUUGAAUCUCAACAAUACAUCGCCCGAUAGAAUAUUACGAUUAGAGAUUUUGAGAGAGUUUUUGAUGGGAAGAAUUAGUAACAAAAUCGACGACCUUUCUCAGAUUGGUAGACUGCUAAUAUGUGGUAAUUCUAUUGACUUCGACAUCAGAAGUGUAACUAAGGAUGAACUUAUGACUUCUCUAACUACGUUUAGUAAGUUUUUACACAAUAUUUUGCCCUCUAUACCCGUUGAUAUGAUGCCUGGCACCAACGAUCCAAGUGACAAAUCUCUUCCUCAACAACCAUUCCACAAAUCAUUAUUCGACAAAUCAUUAGAGUCCUACUUCGAUGACUCUAAUAAAGAAGUUUUGAAUUUAGUAACCAAUCCUUAUGAGUUUAGUUAUGACGGUUUAGACGUUUUGGCCAUUUCAGGUAAAAAUAUCAACGAUAUUUGUAAGUACAUUAUACCAUCAAAUGAUAAUGUUGAAAAUGAACGCGAAAUUGUGCAAGACGAGAAUGAUGAUUUCAAAGACGACAUAGAACAUCGAAUGGAUCUUAUGGAAUGUACCAUGAAGUGGCAAAACAUCGCACCCACCGCGCCUGAUACCUUAUGGUGCUAUCCAUAUGCUGACAAAGACCCAUUCGUGUUAGAAAAGUGGCCCCAUGUUUACAUUGUAGCCAACCAGCCGUACUUUGGAACAAGACUGGUGGAAAUAGGCGGUAAGAACAUUAGGAUAAUAUCUGUACCUGAGUUCAGUUCUACUGGGAUGAUGGUAUUACUAGAUUUGGAAACGUUAGAAGUAGAGACAGUUAAAAUUGACAUUUGA